CAGAAUGUGGCAGUCAUGUCGGCUUUUGCUUUGGGCUGUACAUUGUUGCAACAGUCAUAAACGGUCUGAAAUAUGAAUCAUGCCGUUCUGUUUGCAUCUUUGAUAUGUUCUCUCAGGAUUAAUAGUUGGAAUGGCGAGGAGUAUUAGUGUCGUUGUUGAUUAAAUUUGAGGUAAAUUCACUGCCAUGGCAUCACUGUCUGAGGAAGUACUUCUGGUGCUGAAGAAGGUCCGACAGAGAAAGCAAGACGGAACACUCUAUCUGAUGGCAGAGCGUAUUGCGUGGGGUCCCGAAGGAAAAGACAGAUUCACUGUCAGUCACUUGUAUGCAGACAUACGCUGUCAGAAGAUCAGCCCUGAUGGGAAAGCCAAAAUCCAGCUUCAGCUUGUUCUUCACAAUGGUGAGAGCACCACAUUCCACUUUUCAAAUGACAGCACCGCCCUCAAAGACCGGGAAGCUGCAAAGGAACUGUUGCAGCAACUUCUGCCCAAGUUCAAGAAGAAGGCCAACAAAGAACUGGAAGAGAAAAACAGAAUGCUGCAGGAGGAUCCAGUGCUUUUCCAACUGUAUAAAGAUUUAGUCGUCAGCCAGGUGAUCAGUGCAGAGGAAUUUUGGGCGAACCGUGUUGGAAGCCUCAAUGACAGCGAGUCAACGGUUAAUAACGGUAAACAGGAAGUAGGCAUUUCAGGAGCCUUUCUGGCAGAUAUUAGACCUCAAACAGAUGGAUGCAAUGGCCUAAGAUAUAACCUGACUGCUGACAUCAUUGAAUCCAUUUUCAGAACGUACCCAGCAGUGAAGCAGAAGUAUCGUGAAAACGUGCCACACAACUUUACUGAGAAAGAGUUUUGGACCCGCUUUUUCCAGUCCCAUUAUUUUCACAGAGAUCGCAUCAGCAUGGGAAGCCAAGAUAUUUUUGCAGAAUGUGCAAAGCAGGAUGAAAAAGGUAUAAAGAAUAUGGCAAACCAAGGAGUGAAGAAUCCUCUGGUGGACCUCCUCUCAUUGGAGGAUAAAUCACUGGAUGAGGGUUAUGGCGUCUGCACAGCACAACCAUCAACUUCCAACAGGACAGUGAAGGAGAGCAGCAACCACGCCAUUAUAAAGCGGUUCAACAAUCACAGUGCCAUGGUGCUGGCUGCUAGCACACGCAAAGGUGACGCACCUACUGACCAAGCGAGUGAAACAAGCAGCACAGAUGGAAACUCAAGAGAUUCUGACUUCUUCCAGCCUCCUUUAAAAAAGGUUAAAUUACAAGAAGCUAUCGAGUAUGAGGAUCUGCAAAUGGAAAAUGGACCAAAAACAGUUGCGCUGAACCUGAAAAAGUCAGACAGGUAUGCUCACGGCCCUGUGCCUCUGCAGUCACAACAGUACACAACAAGCCAGGAAAUCAUCAAUUCCGUCAGCUGCAUCCGGCAUGAGAUGGCAAAUUACAAACCCGACCUUACUCAGGUGUUGACAAGUUCAGCCGCAAGUUCUGCCAUCGCAGCUCUCUCUCCAGGAGGUCUGCUGAUGCAGACGGGAGUGCAGCACGCUGUAAAUCAGAUGGUUCCCUCAGAUCUUCAAGGAGAGUUGAAGCAUCUCUAUGUGGCUGCUGCUGAAUUGUUGAGGCACUUCUGGUCCUGCUUCCCUGUAAACUCACCAUUUUUGGAAGAGAAGGUGGUUAAAAUGAAGACUAAUCUGGAGAGAUUUCAGAUGACCAAACUCCGUCCUUUCCAAGAACAGAUUCAGCGACAGUAUUUAAGUACCAAUCUCACGGGACAUUUGGAGCAGAUGUUGCAGACGGCCUACAGCAAGUUCCAUGUCUGGCAAACCCGCCGCAUGAUGAGGAGAAACUGAGGAGGAAUGACUCAUUUGAAGAGGAAGACUAAAGUAUUAUGGACUGGGCUGAGGAGCCUCUUCAGACUGUCAAGGAGCCGAUAGAUGACAGUGGCUUAUCAUGAGGAAAAGCGCUGCUACAACCCAUAUGAUUGACAGACUGAUGUAUGAAUUACUUUUAUAAGUUUUGUCAACUUUUUUUAAGUCAAGAGAAGUUGGUCCAAUGGAACCUUAAUAAAAAAAUGUGACCAAACUUCAAGUGGAAAUGAGAAAAGCCCUCAGGAGACACGGAUGAGAACUGCCAGGAGGACGCUGAGCCUUGGGACGGAGCAUAGCAAUAAUGUAAAGACAUUCAACACUGGAGUGCUUUAAUGUUUGUGACGCAAACAACAUGGUUGCUGGUUCGGUUUGUCUGCACCUUCUAUCUGCACUGUAGACCAAAAUGUUUCUCCGAAUUAAAGAAAAUGUUGAAAACUGUCGUUUGGGUUUAGACUUUUGCGCUUUUUGGUUUUGUUUUGAUCGAGCAAAAAAAAAGGUGUGUCAUUGUGUCUGAGUUUAAUGACACAUUUACUGAUUUCUCUGGACUGGAUUUUGUAUUUUUGGCCGACUACAUUGAAUAUUCAGUUGAAAAUGAUUUAAGUUUGGACGUUACAGAAAAU
Messenger RNA from Synchiropus splendidus (mandarinfish), 2469 nucleotides. It is a transcript of the gene gtf2h1, whose product is annotated as general transcription factor IIH, polypeptide 1. The transcript has 15 exons. NCBI's taxonomy places the organism in Eukaryota, Metazoa, Chordata, Actinopteri, Syngnathiformes, Callionymidae. Gene Ontology annotation, biological process: transcription by RNA polymerase I; nucleotide-excision repair; transcription by RNA polymerase II. The record is from RefSeq and is a predicted model, not a curated record. Gene Ontology annotation, cellular component: transcription factor TFIIH holo complex; transcription factor TFIIH core complex. Bases 185 to 1831 code for a protein of 548 amino acids.